Molecule: messenger RNA, 1842 nt
Organism: Haliotis rubra (blacklip abalone)
Lineage: Eukaryota; Metazoa; Mollusca; Gastropoda; Lepetellida; Haliotidae
Product: actin-histidine N-methyltransferase-like
Exons: 16
Coding region: 157-1692 (511 amino acids)
Biological process (GO): peptidyl-lysine dimethylation; peptidyl-lysine monomethylation; positive regulation of transcription by RNA polymerase II
Molecular function (GO): histone H3K4 methyltransferase activity; histone H3K36 methyltransferase activity; transcription coactivator activity
Source: RefSeq, a predicted model, not a curated record
AUGCAAGAAAUUUGAUAGGUAUACCGUUGUGCACACAAACUGAUGACGUGUUGUGGUAUUCACAUGUCAAGUCCUUCUGAGGAAGUCGGCUUGUAAACUUAAGAAGGGUUGCAUACAGUCAGGUAUUUAUUGACAGAAGUAGUAAACAACAUCAUCAUGGGGAAGAAAAGCAGAAAAGGUGGAGGUGGAAAGCAGGCAGCUAAAGAGAACACCACCAGUACUGAGGGGGCCAGCCAAACCCAGGUCCUACCCAAGGCUGCCAAGAGAGAUGUUACAGAGCUAGUUAACCAGCUCCUUGACAUCUGCUCCAAGCCACCAGCCACUGGGUCAAAGGAGUGGGAUGACUUCCCAGAAAUACAUGGACUUGUGGAGAAAAUCCGAAAAAUACAAUCAGCCAUAGCCCCACCAGAAAAGAGCCGAGAUCAGUGUUUCCCAGCAUUCCUGGAGUGGUUAGCCAACAAUGGCGUGGACACAACAUCAGCAGAGAUUGUGCAGUAUCAAGACUUGGGACAUGGGCUCAAGGCAAAUAAAGAUCUCAAGGAAUCAGAGCUGUUCCUGUCUAUCCCGAGGAAGCUGAUGUUGACUGUGGAUUCAGCCAAGAAGUCUGUCCUUGGAAACCUGAUCAGUGAGGACAAGAUACUCCAGGCAAUGCCCAACAUCACUCUAGCUCUGCACCUACUGUGUGAGAAGUGGGCGCCAGACUCACUGUGGAAGCCCUACAUAGACAUCAUGCCGACAAGUUACACAACUCCACUGUACUUCAGCCAGGAGGAGCUCCAGCAGUUCAAGGGCUCCCCAGCAUUGGGGGAUUCCCUCAACCAGUACCGAAACAUUUCCCGACAGUACGCCUACUUCUAUAGGCUACUUCAGAAAAACCCCAAAGCCAGUAAUCUUCCUAUAAAAGACAUUUUCACAUUCGAUGAAUAUAGGUGGGCAGUAUCGACUGUGAUGACCAGGCAGAACCAGAUACCUACCAAGGACGGGUCUCAGGCAACGUUUGGUCUCAUCCCCUUCUGGGACAUGUGCAAUCACUCUAAUGGCUAUUUCACAGCUGACUACAAUGUAGAGAAGGAUUGUAGUGAAUGCUACACUCUGAGAGAGUUCAAAUCUGAAGAACAGAUCUUCAUUUUCUAUGGUGCUCGAUCCAAUGCAGAGUUCCUUGUACACAAUGGGUUUGUGUACCCAGAGAAUGAACAUGAUCGCUUGUGUCUAAAACUAGGUAUCAGCAAGGGAGAUUCGCUUUUCGCAGCUAAGGCCGAAGUCCUGAACCGGAUAGGGCUGCAGCCGUCCAGAGCCUUCUUCCUACAUGUGGGUGACAACCCUGUUGAUGGAGAUCUGCUAGCAUUCCUUCGGGUCUUCAACAUGGAGGAAGACCCCCUGAAGUCCCGGUACAACAGUGCUGCGAGUCAGGAAGACGUGGAGCAGCUGAAGGACCUGGAGACUCCUGUAACAGAGGAGAAUGAACAGAAGGUGUGGUCCUUCCUGCAGACCAGGGCGGCCAUCUUGCUCAAAGCCUACCCAACAACACUAGAGGCUGAUGAGGAGCAGUUGAAGAAGUCGGACUUGUCCCCAGCUCUACUUCUUGCUCUCCAACUCAGGACUUGUGAGAAGAAGAUUCUCCAGACCACUGUGGAGUAUGCCUCGCAGAGGAAGGCAGGCAAUCAGCAGCAACAGCAGCAGAACGGGAGCUAGCAAUGUGUCUCACCCAGUCACUGUGUGCCUCAUGUAUGUGUGAGAUGGAUCAUUUGGACUGAUCAUGGAUGGUAUAGUUGGACAUGGGUCGUAUGGACCAUUCUGGCAUGGAUCACUCAUAUGGGUGGAACAUGGAUCAUAUGGACCUGG